AUGAGUCGAAUCUUCAUCACCGGCGCAACGGGCUUUAUCGGCGGCGAGGUCCUACACGGCCUCGCCAGCAACUCGCGCCUGGCCGCCAAGACGGUCGCGCUCGUCCGGAGCGAGGCGCGCGCCGCCCAAAUCACCGCCAAGUACCCGGCCGUCGAGCCGCUCAUCGCCGACCUCGACGCCAGCGACGCCAUCGCUUCGGCCGCGGCUCAGGCGGACGUAGUUCUUCUCUGGAUCCAAAUCUCUGGCGCAAGCGUUCUCUCUGGUCCCGAGAUCGCCAACCACUCCUACGGAAAUGCCAGCUCCAGAGUGUACAGCGACGUGGAGGACAUUGCCGAGCUGCACAGAAUCGUCGCCUCGUCGCCGAAGCGCAUCGUCGACCGGCUCGUGACCAACCUGGCCUCCGGUCAGCCCCGCGUGCGGACCGCCAUCGUCUACGGGCCCAUCAUAUACGGCCUGGGUGCCGGUCCCGUGAACCGCCGCAGCAUCCAGAUCCCGGGCCUCGCCCGGGCGACGCUGCGCAACGGGUACGCGCCGCACGUCGGCAAGGGUCUGAGCGCGUGGAGCAACGUGCACGUCUCCGAUAUUGCGCAGCUGAUCCUGAAGCUCGUCGCAGCGUCGCAGGACGGCAGCGGCAGCGAGCCGAAACCGUUGUGGAACAAGGACGGUGUCUACUUUGCGGACGCUGGAAAGAUUCCUUUUGGGGAAAUUGCCCGCAAAAUAGCUACCGUUGCGGCUGACAAGGGGCUCAUCGAGUCACCCGCCGUCAAGGAAGUAGACGCCGAGGCCGCCGAAUCCAUCACGGCGCAUGCCGCCGUGCUGCUCGGGACCAAUGCCCAGACAAAGGGCGAUCGGGCUCGCACCUGGCUCGGAUGGGAGCCGCAAGGUCCAAGCUUAGAGGAGGAGAUUGAACGAGCCGUGUUGGAGGAAGCUGCCAGCAGCGCAAGACCAAACAUUUAG
This is a messenger RNA of Cordyceps fumosorosea ARSEF 2679, 957 nucleotides long. RefSeq names its product NAD(P)-binding domain protein. Bases 1 to 957 code for a protein of 318 amino acids. NCBI's taxonomy places the organism in Eukaryota, Fungi, Ascomycota, Sordariomycetes, Hypocreales, Cordycipitaceae. The record is from RefSeq and is a predicted model, not a curated record. The transcript has 4 exons.